Messenger RNA from Chrysochloris asiatica (Cape golden mole), 1802 nucleotides. It is a transcript of the gene TRAF5, whose product is annotated as TNF receptor-associated factor 5. Gene Ontology annotation, biological process: positive regulation of canonical NF-kappaB signal transduction; tumor necrosis factor-mediated signaling pathway; positive regulation of JNK cascade. Gene Ontology annotation, molecular function: thioesterase binding; tumor necrosis factor receptor binding; zinc ion binding. Lineage: Eukaryota; Metazoa; Chordata; Mammalia; Afrosoricida; Chrysochloridae. The record is from RefSeq and is a predicted model, not a curated record. The transcript has 12 exons. Gene Ontology annotation, cellular component: plasma membrane signaling receptor complex. Bases 36 to 1712 code for a protein of 558 amino acids.
GGGAGUGUCCUGCCCAAAGUUUCACAUCUGGAUGCAUGGCUUAUUCUGAUGGACAAGGAGGUAUCGCCUGUGGUUUCAUCCGCCAGAAUUCUAGCAACGCUGUUUCCUUGGAUUUUGAACCCAACACCGAGUACCGAUUUGUGGAACAAUUAGAAGAGCGCUACAAAUGUGCCUUCUGCCACUCGGUGCUUCACAACCCCCACCAGACGGGGUGUGGGCACCGUUUCUGCCACCACUGCAUCCUGUCCCUGAGAGAAUUAAACUCAGUGCCAAUCUGCCCUGUAGAUAAGGAGGUUAUCAAAUCUCAGGAGGUGUUUAAAGACAAUUGGUGCAAAAGGGAAGUCCUCAAUUUAUAUGUGUAUUGUAAAAAUGCUCCUGGAUGUAAUGCCAAGAUAACUCUUGGGCGAUACCAGGACCAUCUUCUGCAGUGCUUAUUUCAAGCUGUGCAGUGUUCUAACGAGAACUGUCGGGAAGCAGUCCUACGGAAAGAUCUGAACCAGCAUUUGAGCACAUACUGCCAGUUUCGAGAGGAAAAAUGCCUUUAUUGCAAGAAGGGCGUGGUUGUCAUCAGCCUGCAGAAACAUGAGGAAAAUUUAUGUCCUGACUACCCAGUAUCUUGUCCCAACAAGUGUUUGCAGAUUAUUCCAAGAAUGGAGGUGGAUAAGCACCUUGCUGUGUGUCCUGAAGCGGAACAAGCCUGUCCAUUUAAGCGCUACGGCUGUACCGUAAAGGAUAAACGAGGGAACCUGAAAGAGCAUGAGAAUUCAGCAUUGCGAGACCACAUGCUUCUGGUGUUAGAAAAGAAUUUCCAAUUAGAAGAACAGAUUUCUGAUUUGUAUAAGAGCCUAGAACGGAAAGAAAGUAAAAUCCAGCAACUAGCAGAAACCGUAAAGAAAUUUGAAAAGGAAUUCAAGCAGUUUUCACAGUUGUUUGGCAAAAAUGGAAACUUGCCAUCAAACAUCCAGGCUCUUUCCAGUCACAUUGACAAAUCCGCGUGGUUAGAAGCUCAAGUGUGUCAGUUAUUACAAAUGGCUAACCAGCAACAAAAUAAACUUGACACGAAGUCUUUGGUGGAAGCGAUUGAUGCAAUUAAACAGAAAAUUACCCUGCUUGAAACCAAUGAUUACAGACUAGUUGUUUUGGAAGGCCAGACUAACAAACAUGAUGCUCACAUUAAUAUUCAUAAAGCGCAGCUGAAUAAAAACGAUGAGCGAUUUAAACUGCUAGAAGGUGCGUGCUAUAAUGGGAAGCUCAUCUGGAAGGUGACAGACUACAAGAUGAAGAAAAGGGAGGCAGUGGACGGACACACAGUCUCCAUCUUCAGUCAGCCCUUCUACACCAGCCGGUGUGGCUACCGGCUCUGCGCUAGAGCUUAUCUGAAUGGGGACGGGUCCGGGAAGGGGACACACCUGUCACUGUACUUUGUGGUGAUGCGGGGGGAGUUUGACUCACUGUUGCAGUGGCCAUUCAGGCAGAGGGUGACCCUGAUGCUUUUGGACCAGAGUGGCAAAAAGAAUCACAUUACGGAGACCUUCAAGGCCGACCCCAAUAGCAGCAGCUUUAAAAGGCCCGAUGGGGAGAUGAACAUUGCAUCUGGUUGUCCCCGCUUCGUGGCUCAUUCCACACUGGAGAACACCAACAACACCUAUGUUAAAGAUGACAUUCUGUUCUUGAAAGUGACUGUGGAUUUAACUGACCUGGAGGACCUCUAGUCAUGGUUUCUGGGACUGAUAAAAGGACUUCUUAGGUCCAGACCUGUGGAGGAAGCUGUCUGUGACUAUCAUGUUAGCCUGAAUCUAGAC